This is a messenger RNA of Drosophila melanogaster (fruit fly), 8844 nucleotides long. It is a transcript of the gene Unr, whose product is annotated as upstream of N-ras. Gene Ontology annotation, cellular component: cytoplasm. Gene Ontology annotation, molecular function: nucleic acid binding; RISC complex binding. The record is from RefSeq and is marked reviewed. NCBI's taxonomy places the organism in Eukaryota, Metazoa, Arthropoda, Insecta, Diptera, Drosophilidae. Bases 3599 to 6697 code for a protein of 1032 amino acids. The transcript has 11 exons.
AGAAAAUUCUCGUUCGCUUCAAAUAGGACUAUUAUUUAACUCAAAUUCGGAACGAAAAUAUGCAGAAAAUGUGCCGCGAACAAAGCUGUGAUGGAAAAAUAUGAAAUGUCUUUUGUAACUAAAACUCCGUUUUGACAUCACUUUCAUCAUAAUCUGAAAAAAUAAUAAUAAUAUAAAAAAACAACAACAAAUAUGAUAAAAAAAUAAAAAAAUCACCAUCGAAAACGAAUCAAAAAAUAAUACAUACAAAUAUAAAUCGCAAAUAAUUGAAAGUUACAGCAGAAAUAAAAAACAACAACAACAUAGCUCAAAAGGAAAAAGUCAAAGCAAAAACUUUUUAAGUUUUUUGGACUCUUCUUUGUUUUUGUUUCGUUUGCUUUGCAAAGAAAAACACACAAAACAGAAAAAACGAGAAUUUUUACGCCGCCCGUCGGUGUGAGCGAGACAGACAGAGAGGGAGAUAAAGCGACUGCGCAAAUAAAAAAAGAAAACAAAACAACAAACAACAUAAAAAACAAGCCAAGCUUGAAACGAAGACUUUCAAAUAAAACAACAACAAAACCAACAACAAACCAAACAAAUUGAAACGCUGUGAAAUUAACUCGUCAAUACUCAAAAGCACCAACAAAUAAAUAAACAAAAAGAAAAGCUAAAACAAAAUAAAAGGCAAACCACGAAGGAGCAAGUAAAGCGGAGUUUAACAAGAAAACGGCAAAAGCACUGAAAACAAAAAAGCAACGGGAAACGAAACUAACGUGAAGUCAAAGGCAACGGCGCUGCGGCGUUCGGACUCUCGAAUAAAACAAAAACAAUUCAAGCAAAACCGCAAAACCUACACUUGGAAAAACGCUAAAUAAAUCCCAAAUUCCUCAUUAUUUUUCCUGAAAAGCUUUAAUUUAAUUACGAAUUUUUUGUUGUUAAGUCAGAGUGAAUUCAAUUUGCUAAUUAAUUUAAAUUAAGACAUCAACAACCGAGCUACAAAAGCAGCAACAACAACAAACAAACAACAACCAACAAACAACUGAAUUAAUGUUUUAAAGUACAAAAUAACCGGGAGUAAAUCAACAACAAAUAAUUUAAACAUAUUAAAAACGAUUUAAUUUAAAACGCAACAUCAAUCUAAAUUAUUUAACUAAACAUAAAAACAAACACUGCUAGAAUUUAAGUCCAAAAACAACUGAUAAACGCCCACAAGGGCGAAAGGGAAGUGGGAGACAGAGCGAUAAAUGGAGGAGAAGCGAGGAGAGCUGAAUAAAACCGAUCAAGCAACAAUUGUGCCGCAAAAAAAGUGUGAAUAAAAAAUAUAUACUAAAAAAAUAACGGUAACAAUAAAGAAAACAUUUAAAACCAAAAAUCUACAAGAAUUCUAUAAGUUUUAAGUCACGUUUUACACAGACCUACAACAACAACACCAGCAAUUGAACUUAGCCAAUAAAUUUAAUUAAAACAAUAAAUUAGUGAAAAAAAAAUAAACGGAUUAAGCCAAUAUAUAUAGAGAACGCAUAACAAAUUCAAAACUGCGGCCUUGUGCCAAAAAAACAGUUUUUAUUUUUUCCAAUAAAACAUUGUUUUUUACUAGUUUUCAAUUCAGAUUUUUUUAUAAGUGUACCUAGUGAGAAAUGUUAAAAGUCUAAAACAGCAAAAGCAACUGCAACAAACGGAAGUAAAACGGAGAAAAGAAAAACAAAACAAAUUCAAAGAAAGAUUUAACAACUCUGUGAUAAUUACUGUAAAUUUAUAAAUUUAAAGAAAAAAAAAAAACAAAAACCUAAAGAAAAACCACAAAAAAAUCUCUAAUUAAAUGAAAGGAAAACCCCGUCAUUUUUAACAGUAGGCGAAGAAGAAGAAGGAGCGAAAGAGGAAGCAGAAAGCAGAAAAACAUCUUAAACCAACAACAACUUUACACUUAAGAGCAAAUGCAAAUGAAAAGAUAAAAAACAUUGAAACAAAUUCGUGAUAUCUUAAAGGACUUCGAUACAUAUAUACUAUAGUAUAUUAUAUAUUAUAUUAUAUAAACUAUUAAACUAAGCUUAAAUCUAGUGAGCGUCAACCGAGAAAACAAAAACAAAACAAUGGAAUAAGUGAAUAAACAACAAAACCAACCAACACAAAGCAAAAAAUAAAAACCCUAGGUUAUGAAAAGACUUCAAAACGCAUUCAAAAAAUAUAUAUAUUUAAACAAAACAAAAUAAAUCGUAGACUUAAAGUUCAACAUAGUAAAUGAGCGAGGAUAACUUUACAUAACGGGUGUCCUAUAUCUAUUAUAUACAUAUAUAAAAACAAAAACAAAAAAACAUUAAAACUCAUAAUUUUUGCUUAGUGAAUAGUAAAUGAAACAGCAAUAAAACAGCAACAAAACAACAAAAAAGAAAAAACAAAUUAUACAAAUCGUGCAACCGAAAAGUAAUAGCAACGUACAGCGAAACAAAAUAGGAAAUCGACACAGAAAGAAAGAAAGAUACAGAGAGAGAGUGAGCGAGGAACCGGAAACGGAAGUCCCGAGAAGAGGAAGAAGGAGAUUUAAACCUCGUCCCCCAAAAAUCAUCGUUGUACUAAAGGUAUUCGAAAGUAAAUAAAAAAUCACUACUACUUCCUAUAAACCACAACGAUUGCCUACAAAAUAUAUAUUAUAUAUAUGUAUACUAAAUAGAAACCAAUAUAAUCAAGCAAAACACACAAAAUAUUCAAAUAUCAAACAAAGCUAAUCUAACCCAAAAGUAAAAAGUAUUCCCAGUGUAUUUUUCUAGUAAAACUAAAGUAAAAAUAUAAAAAAAAAUCAACCAAAUUCAUUUCAAACAAAAUGCAAUAAUUCAAUAAUAAUUCAAAACUCGAACAAAAAUAAAAACACCAACGGCAGCAGAGCUGGUGUGCAUUUUCAUCGUAAAACCACAAUAUUUUGAAUACACAAAACAAACAAAAAAAAUAUUUCAAGAACAACAACUUUAAAAAGAAAUACAACCUACAACAGACCCAGGAAGGAACUUCAAACUACCAAAACAAACCAACAACGUUACAAUAUUUGUCGGCAUUUUUUACAAGAAAUAUAAAAACACAAAACAACAAGGAACACAAAAAACCAACAAACAAACAAACCAACAACAGCAAAGGAAAGCUAAGUAAAACAACCACAUUUUUUGCGGGGAAUGCCCUCAAGAAAAGACAAAAAUUUUUAUUAACUUCGAAGACAAGGAAUUUCAGUGCCUCUUGUGCCAGUGUUUAGCCAAAAUAUAUAUACACAAAAAACAAAACAAACAACAAAUAAAAAACAAAUACGUAUUUAUUGCUUAGUUUUUUCUCUUUGAUAUAAAACUACACGAAAAAUAUAAAAAAAAGAAAAAAAAAACAUAAAAACAAAAUUUAACAGAAGUGAUAUCACGAAAUCUGUUUUCGGUCAUUUUUCGCGCUUUCUUCAACUUUAACUCUCGUUCCAAUAAUUCUCGUCAUUCGCAUCCAUUAUUGGUAAAUCGGAUUAAACCACUGACCAUCCGAUAACACCUCUUACAUCGCAAUCACCAUCGCCAAGAACCAGUCUCCAAUUUGCUAGUCCUUAUCAGCAUUUUCUUUGUUUGUUAAUAUCCAAUCAAUCAAUCAAUCAAACAUGAAUACCCAAUCGAAGGUGUACCGUACCGGCGAAGAAAUCUAUGACAACUUGCCAUGCGAUAGUUAUUUCAACAUGAAUGCCAUUCGCAACCUGGGAAUCCCAACAACGUUUCCGACCAUUGGAACAUUUACACUUGACUCUACUACGUUGGGACUGCAGCCGCAGGGUCAGGGCCCGUCGCCCCAGCAGCAGCAGCAUCAACAGCAACAACAACAGCAGCAGCAGCAACAUCAGCAGAAUAUGCACCACCAUCAACAUCAGCAGCAACACAUGCAGCAGCAGCAGCAACAACAACAACAUCAGCAGCAACACCAACAGCAGCAACAUCAACAACAACAGCAACAUCAGCAGCAGCAGCAGCAGCAACAACAGCAUCCAACCAUUGGAAUGUUCGAUGCCAACGAGGUUAACGAUGUCAUCCAGAAUCCUCCUCAAAUCGGGGUAUUCCAGUCUAACAGCGUUCUGACCAACGGUGCCGGCAGUGGCUCCUCGAUCUUUGGCUCCCAAUCGAGCAAUUCAUCGGCGGCAGCUGCAGAUCCCAGCCAGACCACCCGGGAAACUGGCAUCAUUGAAAAGUUGUUGCAUUCGUAUGGAUUCAUUCAGUGCUGUGAGCGGCAGGCGCGUCUUUUCUUUCAUUUCUCGCAAUUCAGCGGUAAUAUUGAUCAUUUGAAAAUCGGAGAUCCCGUGGAGUUUGAGAUGACCUAUGAUCGCCGCACCGGCAAGCCGAUAGCUAGUCAAGUAUCAAAAAUAGCCCCAGAGGUUGUUCUCUCCGAGGAGCGGGUCACCGGCACGGUGACCACCGAGCUGCGCACCGAUAGCGCCAACAAUGUGCUUAACUCCAGCGAGACCACAGGUCGCAUAAGCUAUGAGAACCGAGGCGAAUGCUUCUUUUUACCCUAUACCAAAGACGAUGUGGAAGGUAAUGUCAACUUGCGCGCUGGCGACAAGGUCAGCUUUCAAAUCGCAACGAACCAAAGAGGUAAUCUAGGCGCCUGCCAUAUUCGCCUGGAAAAUCCGGCCCAGCCGGUUAAGUAUCGUGGGGUUGUCUGCUCGAUGAAGGAGUCGUUUGGCUUUAUCGAACGUGCCGAUGUGGUCAAGGAGAUUUUCUUCCACUUCUCAGAGGCUGAGGGCAAUGUUGAGCUGCGUCCCGGUGACGAUGUCGAGUUCACCAUCCAGACGCGGAGCGGCCGUGAAUUUGCGUGCAACAUCACGCGCCUAGCUCCGGGAUCAGUGAUCUUUGAGGACGUCGAUAGCACGGUGUAUAAGGGCCAGGUGCUUAAGUCGCUUGAUCGCAACAACCCGGUGCGCCAGAACAAUGAUCCCUUGCCGGGUCGUAUUCGUUAUAGGGCCUUGGAUUACUCCGAAGUGGAGGUUCCUUUCGGGGACAAGGAUCAAAAGGGUGACUUCACCCUGCGCCACGGCGAUUGGGUGCAGUUCCUGCUUGCCACCGAUCGGCGUGAUCAAUUGCAGAGGGCCACCUCCAUUGCCCUGUUGGACGAGACUUUCAAGGUUUCCGGCGAGAAGCGGGAGCAGGGCACCAUUGCCUCUCUCAAGGAGGGCUUCGGAUUCCUGCGCUGCGUAGAGCGUCAGGCUCGUUUAUUUUUCCACUUUACUGAAGUUUUAGAUACGAGCCGCGAAAUCGAUAUCAAUGAUGAGGUAGAAUUCACUGUCAUUCAGGAGCCUGGAUUGGCCUAUAAUAACUCGCGUUUGCAGGCCAUUCGCAUUAAACACUUGCCGCCCAACUCAGUGCAAUUUGAAACUCUAGUGGCCAGCAACAUAGAAGGAUGUGUAACUCGCGAGGCGCCUAAGAGCCCAAUUAAAUCUCAAGAUCGCGUCGAGGGCGGUGUGAUUACCUAUGAACAUGCCGAUGUUAAAAAGACUAUAAUGUAUUUUCUUAAAGACUGCGAAAAACCACCAAGGAUUGGGGAGCGCGUACGCUUCGAUAUUUACAUGGUCAAACGUAACAAGGAGUGUAUAGCCGUCAACGUACAGCAAGUAUCCCUGCAUCAGCAGCAACAACAGCAGCAACAGCAGUUGCAUCUUAAUCAGUCGAAUGCUGGGGCAAAUAUCAACCAAAAUGACCAGCUGGGAGGAUUGUCGAAUGGAAUCAGUAGCAGCAGCUCGAAUGCUUCGCUACAGAAUGGCUAUGUCAUGCACGGCAGCCCUGGCGGCAGCACCAGCAGCGUGGGCAGCAACAAUCCGGUUCAUCUGGAUGAAUUCAAGAUGGAGAACAACAACCAUGCCGGAUCCGAUGCCGGUCAGGUGUACCGUGGCUUCAUAGCCGUUAUGAAGGAGAACUUUGGAUUCAUUGAGACUUUGUCCCACGAUGAGGAGGUCUUCUUUCACUUUAGCAACUAUAUGGGCAAUCCCAAUUGGUUGGAGCUGGGUCAGGAGGUGGAGUACACUCUUGCUCGUAAUGGGAAUACAUCCGUUUCUGGAAACUGUCUGCCUGCGGAAAAUGUCCGUAUGCUGCCAAAGAACUCUAUUCCCCAGCCGGCUGUGCUGGAAACCACACACAAUGGCGUGGUAGCACGUCCACUGCGUUGCAUCAAUCCCGACCAGCAGGAAUAUGCCGGUCUCAUUGAAAUUCUCGAUGAGCUACGUACCACUGUCAUUUCGCAACACGAAUUCGGGAUUACUAGUCUGGUGAACAAGAGGGAUCUGCUCCAGAAGGGCGAUCUCGUUAGCUUCCGCAUCGAUGAGAGUGGUCGAGCAGCAUGCGUGAAUGCCGUAAGGCAGAAGAAGCGUGCCACUGUGGACUCCAUCAAGGGUCAGUUUGGUUUUCUUAACUUUGAGGUGGAGGACGGCAAAAAACUGUUCUUCCACAUGUCUGAGGUGCAGGGCAAUACUGUCGCUUUACAUCCAGGCGAUACCGUGGAGUUCUCCGUGGUCACCAAUCAGCGCAAUGGAAAGUCGUCGGCUUGCAAUGUUCUGAAAAUAAACGAUCGUCCGGAUCGUCUGAUCUCGCGCCUUAAGCUCAACGGCGAUGACACUGUGCCGCGACUGAUCCUCAUUCGCGCACCCAAGGGACCGCAGGGCAAGGGCUUUUCCGUUCUAGCUCGUCAUCCACGCAUUCCAGGCAACUUGGUGGAGUAGAUUGCUGAAGAAGUUGUAUAAGCAAGCCAGGAUAUUCGAUGCACAUCAAAGACAAUUACCUACAGCUAUAUAUAUUCUUGUACGCAAGCCAACAAACUAACAGCAACGUGAACUGGUCGCCCCUACCAUACAUACACAAACAUUUAUAACGAAUAUAAUCCCUAGAACCAAGCAAACACUAUUGGAAACGAUUGUAAUUCAUAAUAAUGGAUAGCAAAGGCAUACAUUUAAUAUUUACGAAACUACUUAACGGCAACUCAAACAAGAGAGCUCUUCGUGUCUGAAAUCGAAACUUAUUUGUAAUAUUACCAACUAACCCCUCCACCAUUGUAACGCUUUGUUUUCAACUCGGCGCAACGGUGAUCCGAGUUGUGGCCAGGUUGAAGCAAAACGAAAUUGAAAUCCAAGUGUCUGAGAGAUGAAACCAAAACGUGUGUAUACGUAUACUAUUUUCUACUAGUUUGCUUUAAUUUAAACUAAUUAAAAACCGAUUGGGAUAAGUGAUGAGAGCAAGGAAACGAGCAACAUAAUAAUCUAUGAAGUAUUUAUUCUAGAAUUCUUCUGGCAACGAACUCCUUGCAUAAUUGCGUUAGAAAUCGUAUAAAUGCAACAAUCUAUUAACAUUUAUCUAUGGCUGGCAUAGUUCCUGCUUCUAUUGUAUCUUGAUCUACUCGUAUUCUUUGGUACUUCUCGAAAAAUGUUCUUUCACCGCUUUCAAUCUUACUGUUAACGAUUUAUAUUAAUUGAACAAUUGUUGUACUACGACUGCAAGUUAUGUAGGACAACGGUCGCAGCAGCGACGGCAAACAAAGAAAUCAAUCAAUGGAGUGAAGCAUGGAGAAAGUAUUUAUAUCUACAAGUACAUAUAUAUUUUACAUAUUCAUUAACGUAAACAUACCUAAUAUUAAUGUUAUUAUUUCCCAUGAUUUGAUCUUCGCUUGUAUAAACACGUCAAGUGGUUUUGCCAAUUCUUUAGUUGCAUUCAGACAGUUGCAUUAACUUAUUACAUAGCAAACAUAUUAUACAAAAACCAAACAUACAUGCUACAUCGCAAAUAUUUAUUUAAAGCAACAACAAAUUGCAUUACGAAAACUCACAAAAAAAAAUUAUCCAGAAGAGAUGGAAAUUACGAAAAGUUUUGUGUAACGAUGAAGAGCAAAUUUAAUUUGCUGCGCCAAAUCUGUUGAAACCAUUUAAUGAAGAUUAUAAAAAUAAUUUUUAAAAAAUCUACAUAUACGAAGAAAAAAAAAGCUACAAAAAAAUAAACAAAAAAAAAACAAACAAGCAAACUUUAUGAGCGUGUCGUGUGUCGGUAACAAAGAGCAAAUAUUGUGAAAAUUAUGAAUUUCAAUUACUAAAGAAACAAAAACUAAAUGUAACAAAAACAUGAUAAAAAAAAACACUUAACAAGCUAACAACAAAUUUGGGAUCAGUACGUCCUAUUAUAGCCAUGUUAUAUACAACUACAACAGAGCAAACACAAAAAAAAAACAGAACUUACACUAAGCAGCAACACUGACACUCACAGACAAACAAAAAACGAGAAAAACCAGAACAAAGAGCAUGAAAACAUAGUAACUUUAAUAUUGUAUAAGGAUGUAUACAUCGUCGUACAUAUAACGAUAUAUGUAGGACACAAAUAUCCUGCAGGGCGGGUGGGCAAAUCGAGGUUGAUGGAAUGAUAAUGGGAUAAUCGACAGACAUGCCAAACGCCAUCGCCUUCGCCAUCGAAGCCCCAAAAUGAUUUUCCGAGUGGCCGGCAGCUGAGCGUUUAGAGUCAUUCAUGCAAUGCAAGAAAUGAACAGCACAGUAACUAGGAUCCUUAUUGCGAGAAAAGCGACAAAACCAACAUGAAAACAUUUCAAGUAAAAACACACAACAAAAAAAUCGUAAAAACUGCAAAAAUGUAACAAAAACAUCAAAAAAAAAUGAUACAAAAAAUAUACAAGAGAAAUACAUACAUACAUAUGUGCUUGAAUACAAAAAAAAAAUCGCAAACUAUAUAAGUCAAAUAAUACAACAACAACAACAACAGAAUAAAUAAUAAAUACAUAUUUCAAUAAACUAAAAAUCCCCCUCUGUGUAUUUAUGUUAUCAACUAAUGCUGGAGUCUGAGAGUGAAACGUAAUAAUAAAAUAUACUAUUUG